This is a messenger RNA of Mus caroli (Ryukyu mouse), 1076 nucleotides long. The record is from RefSeq and is a predicted model, not a curated record. NCBI's taxonomy places the organism in Eukaryota, Metazoa, Chordata, Mammalia, Rodentia, Muridae.
UGCAUCUGAAGGAGACACCCAUGGACCUCACCACCUGGAUGAACAACUACACUGGACAGUCAGAUUUCACCCUGGUGGGAAUCUUCAGUCAAUCCAAACACCCUGCCCUGCUUGCUGUGGUCAUAUUUGUGGUUUUCCUGAUGGCAUUGUCUGGGAACGCCCUCCUAAUCCUGCUGAUACUCUCUGACAUCCACCUCCACAUACCAAUGUACUUUUUUAUCAGCCAGCUGUCCCUCAUGGACAUGAUGUACAUUUCUGUCACUGUGCCCAAGAUGCUCAUGGACCAGGUCCUGGGGAGCCACAAGAUCUCAGCUGCUGCCUGUGGGAUGCAGAUGUUCCUCUAUGUGACACUAGCAGGUUCAGAAUGUUUCCUUCUGGCUGCCAUGUCCUAUGACCGCUAUGUGGCCAUCUGCCAUCCACUCCAGUAUCCUGUCCUCAUGAACCACAGGGUUUGUCUCCUGCUGAUGUCUGUAUGUUGGGUCCUGGGAUCCUUGGAUGGCUUCAUGUUCACCCCUGUCACCAUGACCUUCCCAUUCUGUGGAUCUCGGGAGAUCCAUCACUUCUUCUGUGAGGUCCCUGCUGUGACAAAGCUCUCCUGCUCAGACACCUGGCUCUAUGAGACCCUCAUGUAUGUGUGCUGUGUGCUUAUGCUUCUCAUUCCUGUGACAGUCAUUUCAGGCUCCUAUUCAUCCAUCCUCCUCACUGUUCUCAGGAUGAACUCAGUAGAAGGCAGGAAGAAGGCCCUUGCCACCUGCUCCUCCCACAUGACUGUAGUCAUCCUCUUCUAUGGCGCUGCUGUCUAUACCUACAUGCUCCCUGCCUCCCUCCAUACCCCUGAGAAGGAUGUGGUGGCAUCUGUUUUUUACACCAUAGUCACCCCUCUGUUGAACCCACUAAUCUACAGUUUUAGGAAUAAGAAUGUCACAGAGGCUAUUAAGAAACUGUUAGGUGUGAGCACCAUCUUCCAAGAAACAGUAAAGUAAGCUGUAAUGCAUAUUUCUCUUCCUUGACUCUACACAUCUGUUGAUCCAAGUCUCAGGCUGAUGUUAUUGCUGAUCCAUCAUGCCUCAUUUCAU